Messenger RNA from Syngnathus acus (greater pipefish), 2658 nucleotides. It is a transcript of the gene gdpd5a, whose product is annotated as glycerophosphodiester phosphodiesterase domain containing 5a. Gene Ontology annotation, biological process: lipid metabolic process; positive regulation of neuron differentiation. Gene Ontology annotation, molecular function: glycerophosphodiester phosphodiesterase activity. The coding region runs from base 334 to 2103 and encodes 589 amino acids. Gene Ontology annotation, cellular component: plasma membrane. The transcript has 16 exons. The record is from RefSeq and is a predicted model, not a curated record. NCBI's taxonomy places the organism in Eukaryota, Metazoa, Chordata, Actinopteri, Syngnathiformes, Syngnathidae.
UCCUCCCCCACACGGAGGAGCGGAUUACGCGCAAAUGAGAGGUGCACUUGCGUCUGUCUCCAGAGCAACAGCUAUUUAACAAAAGAUUAGAAGAAAACACAUGAAUGCAAGCUUUCCAACUCUUUUGUAUUUGGGGGGGGCAUUGAGCGUUUUUGGGCUCACGUCUGAUUGGAGCAAGUUCAAAUGGACUUUGAAAUAACGACGUCAUGUCAACAACACCCGAGGGCUUGAAUCUUGCAAGACAUUUGGACGUCUUCAAGUCUUCCUGUUUUCAGGGUUCCCAGGUCUGUGUGGGAUGCUAAGAAACUGCUGGUGCGUUGUGGCUAAAGGAGCAUGGUGAAACACCAACCCUUGCAGGUCUAUGAAAAGCAAGUGCUUGUGUCCUUUGUCACCGGCAUCUACGGUUGUCGUUGGAAACGCUACCAGCGCUCGCAAGACGACACCUCCAGGUGGGAGUGUUUGUGGUUUAUCCUCUUGUGCAGCUCCUUUCUCCUGCUUCUUAUUUGGGCCUACUUCUGGUUGGCGGCUCAAAAUGAUUUUGACGAGUUCAACUGGUCAGUGUAUAACCGCUCUGGUGAAUGGAGGGAUGAGACCAUCCCCAUCCUUGCAAGCACCACCGUGGGAUUCAGCUACAUUUCAGUCUUGGUGAUCUUGGCAUUUUUCCACAUAUCCUUGGGACAACAGCUGAAUCUCUACUGGCUCCACAAGAUGGGAGUGCUGGCUACACUUGUCACUACGAUCUCUGGUGUUGUGUCUGUUGAUGACAUAUGGGCGGAUGAGUGGGACGUCCUGCUAGUGUCUCUGCAGUUCACAGCACCAUUCCUUCACAUUGGCGCUCUCACAACAGUCACAGCUCUUAGCUGGCUGGUUGCCGCUUAUGUUGUUCGCAGAGAAAGAUCUAAUUUCCAGAUGAUGGUGUUAAUCACCUACAUCAUCAUUGUGAUGGCCCUUUAUUUGGCACCGCUCACAUUCUCCUGCCCCUGCGUAAUGGACAGUCGCCACCUCAGGCCUCGCCCAGACGUCAUCGGUCGACGAGGAGCUCCUAUGCUGGCCCCAGAAAACACCAUGGUGUCCUUCAACAGAGCCCUACAGCAUGGAGCCAGCUCCCUGGAGGCUGACGUCACUUUUAGUAUGGAUGGCGUUCCAUUCCUCAUGCGAGAUGGCACCUUGAGACGAACCACCGAUGUUAGCAGGGUUUUUCCUGCCAGACAGCAUGAUGAUGCCGCUUUCUUCAAUUGGACAGAGUUACGUUCCCUUAACGCAGGUCGCUGGUUUCUGGAGAGGGAUCCUUACUGGACAGUAGAGACGCUAACCGGGAGGGAUCGGAGCAGAAUAGUCAACCAGACGGUUUGCAGUUUGCUGGAAAUGCUUCGUCUGGCAGUCAGGGGCAACGGCUCGGUGCUUCUCAACAUCCGAAGGCCCCCCGCAGGCCACCCUCGCUUUCGGAGUUGGUUCACGGACACAAUGUGGGCUGUGCAGAAAGCCGGCAUUUCCCACAAGAGGGUGACAUGGACCCCUGACACGGACAAGGGGAGGCUCCGGGGGUUCCAGCAGACCACAAAUGAGAAGCUGUCAGUGGCAGAGAUAAGGCAAAGGGGCAUUACAAGCCUGACGCUUCACUACAGCAAGGCCAGCCACAAAGAUAUACAGGAGUAUCUGGCCAACAACGUGAGCGUGACCGUCUUCCCAGUGAACCAGCCGUGGCUGUACUCGCUUCUGUGGUGUAGCGGGGUGCCUUCCGUCUCCUCCGAUGCCCCCCAAGUCCUCCGAAGGGUGCCUUACCCCAUCUGGCUCAUGAGUCAGAAUGCUUACCGCUUCAUCUGGAUCGCCUCAGAUCUUCUCUCACUUGCUGUGGUCAUAAUAAUUUUCAGUUUCCAGAAGUGGAGGAUGAGUGGGAUGCAGAACUGUAACCCCGAGCAGAUCAUGCUGAGCGCUGUGCCGCUUCGAUCUAAUCGGGAUGUCAACAUCAUGAAGGAGAAGCUCAUUGUUUCAGAACUCAACAAUGGGCUAACAAGCACAGAGGAGCUGUCGUUGCAUCCCGAGAAUGGCAAUGCCAGAUACGCUCACGGAAACUCAUUUCACACGGAACAAAUGGGAUGCUAGAUUACUAUUGUAGUGUUUUCUAUUAUAGUACAUGUGUCUAUAAUACACGUUCGGUAUAUUGCACUUGUUGGAAUACACAUUUCCAAAUUGUUAGUAUGCAUACAUGCAAGCAAAGCUAUGGUUUUUAAAUAGUUUUUUUUAAAAAGUUGAAUGUAUUUUCUUUUUCAUUAUAUUCUGUGUUUAGAAAGUGGACUGUGUAUUAUCUAUGUAUGAUACAUUGAUGUAAAUAGAACAUAUUUUAAAUAUUCUUCCAUUAUGAAAGACUUUUCAGUGUGGUUUUUUUGGCCAAUGCGCUUUUAGGAAAUCCCUAGAAUAUUGAGGGUAUGCAUUGCAGGGCUUUGAAAGUCUCUGAAUUGUCAGUAUCAGAUGAUAUGACUGCCAUACCACCAUGUUUUGAAAAUAUUGAAUAGUGACAUCUUUCACGUGGAUGCCUUGAAACCGAUAUGGGUUCAAUAUUAAGGAAGGAUUUUUGUCAUUAUUAUAAUAAUAAUUAAGAUUUGCAUUUUCACCACUUUGAACAGCUGAGGAGUUGUUAAUAAAAGUGAUUACAUGGAC